Messenger RNA from Brassicogethes aeneus, 2187 nucleotides. NCBI's taxonomy places the organism in Eukaryota, Metazoa, Arthropoda, Insecta, Coleoptera, Nitidulidae. The record is from the annotation of a GenBank genome assembly.
AUGGGAAUUAAAGGACUGACGACCUUUAUCAAUCGCCGUACAGAGUUAUUUUUUGAAGAUUACCACCUGCACGACACAAACCUUGUUAUAGACGGUAACAGUUUGUGCUGUCAGCUUUACUGUUGGCAUUGCAAACAAAAAUGCAACGACUGUUUUGGUGGCGACUACGAUAACUAUGCAGCAGUUGUAAGAAACUUUUUUCAAUUGCUUUUGGACUGCAACGUCGUGCCGUUUCUUGUGUUUGAUGGGGGUUAUGAGAAGAGGAAAUUACAUACCAUAUUGAGUCGAAUGAAGAACAGAAUUGAGUGUGCAAAGAACUUGAAUAGUGUUAGUGAGGGACAUUAUUCCGUUUUUCCCUUGUUUUUAAGGGAAACUUUCAUUAAUGUUAUUGAUGAGUUGGGUUUGAAGAGGGCACGAUGUGAAUUUGAGGGUGAUAGUGAGGUGGCAUGUCUGGCUAAAGCCUUAAAUUGCCCUAUAUUGAGCUAUGAUUCAGAUUAUUUCAUAUUUGAUGCUUUGUAUAUUCCAUUCAGUACAUUCACAAUGUCCCUAAGCAGGUCUAGGGAUAAAACAUACAACUACAUUUACUGUCAAGUAUAUAAAAUCGACAAAUUUCUUGAUCACUUUGGAGGAAUGGACAAAACAAAUUUGCCAAUAUUGGCAGUGUUGCUUGGGAAUGAUUAUAUUAAAAGAAGUAUGUUUUCAGAGUUCUAUAAACAUCUUAAAGUGGAAAAAACUAAUAGGAAGGAUAAUGAGGAGCAACGAAAUAUUAAGUCUGUCAUAACUUGGUUGAAAAAUGAGACUCAGGAGUCUGCUAUAAGAAAAAUUUUAAGUAGGUAUAAGCUGGAUAAAAGAAAAAUUAUUGCAGAGAAUAUUGAAAAUGCCAUUAAAGGAUACAAUGUACAAAACAGUGUGUUUUUAAAGUACUUCAAACUAGAUAUGGACAAAUAUGCUAUUGAUAACAUUAAAGAUAUCAAAAUAGACUUUGAAAACAUUGAGGAGAAUAUUGAUGAAGAGAUAAAGGACUCUGAGAGUGAUGAGGACACUAUUUCUGGCAUUUAUGACGAAGACUUGAUGAAAAACUUACCUGAAAUAUUUUUUGAAAAAUAUAGGGAUUGCACUUUACCACCCAGUUUUAUGGACAUUGUGGUUCAACACAAAUACUAUUGUAUUGCUAUGAUUGAAGACUACAGUCUCAAACCUGCUCAUUUUAUUAGUUUUCCUAUAGUUUCGGCAAUUUACAAAAUUAUUAGCAACAAUCCAAAAGAAAAAUUAACUGUGAUAGCCAGAUGUGAAAGCACCUACAAAAACUAUGAAGUGCCUUUGCAUGAAAGGCCACUGCCAAGUUUUAUGGACAUUCAAACUAUGGAUGAGAUAUCCAGAAAGCAUUUGAUGCUUGAAAUUUUAAAUAUUGACAAAUCCUUCAUAGAUAAUUGCCUUAAUCAUUUCCCCCCAUCAUGGCAUGUUUUGCUUAUAGCUUUAAAGUAUAUCUAUGCAAACACUAAAACUUAUACAUUGUACUGCAACAGCUUAAUAUUGUGUGCAAUUAUUUUGAACUACUUUGACCCAAAAAUUGGAUAUUACAGAUUAACCUCUGCAUUUGAUAAUAAGUAUGGGAAAACAGUCAAACAUUUAAAAGCUAAACUACACGACUUUGAUAGCAUAACAAGUGGUUUGGAUAGUAUAAGUAAAGAUGAAGCAAUAUUGUGUAUGGAUGGCAUUAUAAAUCAUUUUCAAAUGAACCAAAAGCUAAGGGAAAGUCAAAGAUCAUACAACAGACACACAAUUCAUGAUUUGGCUGGAAUGCAAAGUUGUAUUUUGCAUUUGGUUUACCUUAACUUGCUACUAAAUUGCCCCUAUGAAUCUUUCAUGAUACACAAGUUCUACGAUGGAACCUUCAUGUACAAUAUAUCAGAAAACUUUAAGAGAAGAAGCAAUCUUGAUGAAUACAUGAAAACUUUGUUACAAAAAUGCCCAAAUGUUUUAAAAAGUUUUGAGUUAAUCCAGGAAAAUUUUAAAAAUAUCGUUUUUACAAAUGAAAGCAGUGCUCCUCAGGCCAAAAAAAAGAGGAAAAGAACAAAAAAAGAAGCUGAAGAAGCAAGUUCUUCAGCGGAAGUUGUACAAGAGGCAGAAGAAAUGCAAUUGUUUGACCCCAAUAAUAAAUUUACUGUUUUAUCAAGCAUUGAAUAA